Fusarium vanettenii 77-13-4 is the source of this 1494-nucleotide messenger RNA. RefSeq lists its product as uncharacterized. Lineage: Eukaryota; Fungi; Ascomycota; Sordariomycetes; Hypocreales; Nectriaceae. The record is from RefSeq and is a predicted model, not a curated record. Gene Ontology annotation, biological process: protein phosphorylation. Bases 1 to 1494 code for a protein of 497 amino acids. Gene Ontology annotation, molecular function: ATP binding; protein kinase activity. The transcript has a single exon.
AUGGAGAUCGCUGGCCUAGCCCUCUCUGCCGUAUCUGCAGCCCCAGUCUUGGCAGAGUACGGCUACCGAGUUUACAGACGGGUUCAAGACAAAAGAAGACUCGCCCCCUUGGCGCAAGAGCUGAGAGUAUUUGCUUUGGACGACCGAAAGAACCAGCUUGCUCUUCUUAUCGAGUUGGCCCAACCAGUUCUCAGAAGCCGCACCAUCGUUCCAGAGCACCAAGAGCGGCUUGUCAGGACCUGGGAGCGGCUCAAGGAACAGCUGAGUCGAGUUGAUGAGCUCAUGAACGUAAUGACGACAAAUUCUUCCAUAUGGGACUCAUGGUCACGGCUAGAAGCUCGUAAUGAGUUAAUACGGAUCGGCAGCAGUGGGAUACUCACCCGCCUGAGAAACGAGUUCCGCGACGAUGUGAUGAUGCUUCGCGAGCAUCUCAAGGACUCAUCUCUACUUUGUCUUUCUCCCAGAGACUUUGCAAUCAUUGAGAUCAUUUGCGAAGACCCGACAUUUGUCAGAGGGAGGUCCACAGCUUCCCAAGACAUUCAAUGGUACCUUCUGGAAACCAAGCCGUAUCUGUUGGAGAAGAAAGAGGAAGCUAAAGAGAGCAUCGAAAUACUCUCCUCGAAACUUUCCAAGCUUCAGCCCCACAGCGGGAUUCUCCCUUUGCUUGGGUACCGAGACGAGCCGGGUCGUGACGGUGGCGCUUUCCAGCUCAUCUUUCAAGGACCUUUCGUCGGGGGACUUGCAAUGACGUUGUCAACAUUCAUGGAUCAUUACCCAUAUAAACUGUCCCUAAACUUUCGAGUCGAUCUUUGCUACCAGCUUGCCACGGCUGUGCUUCAGACUCAACUCCUUGGCUUGGUGCACAAGAACAUCCGACCUGAAAACAUUCUCAUUCACACGCUUGAGGCCGUUCAGUCACCGACUGCGAAACCCGGGGAAAACAUACCUGCUCUGAGUCUAUGUGGAUGGCAAUAUGCUCGAGAGGUAGAGCAGUGUGUGACACGUCUAACAGGCGACGUCACUCUUCAGCGCAAGAUUUACCAGCAUCCAGAGCGCCAGCUCCCAACGGCAGAUCGAGAGUACUCGAUGGCACACGACGUCUACAGCUUGGGCGUUUGUAUGUUGGAGAUUCUCCGCUGGGAGAGCGUUUUGCAGCCUUCCUCCCCUUUCGUCUCUCCCGCGUUUGUCGAGACCUUCACACGGCUUGGCUUUCGACCAAACGAGGCCGACCCUGGGGACUACUACACCAAGUUCCCAAACAAGAACAAAGCCAUACUUCUGUCGAUGAGUGAAAGUCUGAUCCCUGGUGAGGCGGGGACAAAGAUGACUCGCAUUGUGUGCGAAUUCUUGACGUGUCUAGAUCGCAAGGGCCAGGAGUUGGACGAGGAACUGAAUGCAUAUGUGAUCAAUGAUGAGGCUGAUAGGAUCAAGGUGGCUAUGAACUUUGUCGACACGGCUUUGAAAGAUCUACGUAGCAUCCAAGCGUCGAUUUGA